Molecule: messenger RNA, 2103 nt
Organism: Brassica napus (rape)
Lineage: Eukaryota; Viridiplantae; Streptophyta; Magnoliopsida; Brassicales; Brassicaceae
Product: probable F-box protein At4g22060
Exons: 1
Coding region: 396-1553 (385 amino acids)
Molecular function (GO): protein binding
Source: RefSeq, a predicted model, not a curated record
UGAUGUUGAUAUUUUUUCCUUCUAAAUUAUAAACUUAAUAUAUGCAUGCAUGCAUCCUGAUUUUCUUUCUUUUUUAUCAAAUAUCAAACUAGGAUUUUUUUUCUUUAUAAAAAUUACUUGUUUAAACAAAUUAAAGAAUUACUUACUGUCUACACAUUUCUUAUGGACAUGCAUCCAAAUUAUGAUUUCCAAAUAUGUUAUUAAAUUAAGAAAGAAUAUAUUUUUCUUUUGAAAAAAAUUGAUUACCGUGAGAUAUUACAUUUUGUAUAGAUUGGAGUAGUACAUGCUCAAAGUAAUAUAAAGAGAUGGAGCUCUCAAAUGUAAUGACCCAAAAAAAAAAAAAAAAGAAGAGAGAUAGAGCUUUGUAAUUUCUAAAAGUAGUGAGUUGUGGUGAGAUGGAACCAAGCAUGUGGUCCAAGCUUCCUUCAGAUCUCAUUCAGUUGAUUUUUGAACGUCUUGGUUUUGCAGAUUUUCAAAGGGCUAAAUCUGUUUGUUUAUCUUGGCGCUAUGCAUCCAAACAAUCUUCGCCAAACAAUCAAAUCCCUUGGCUGAUUCUAUUUCCAGAAAAAGGUAAAGAUUACUGCCUCUUGUUUAAUCCCGAGGAAAAAGAUGAGAAGUUAUACAGAAUUCAAAAUAUAGGUGUCAACUUUGCAAAUAGUAAUUGUUUGGCUACUUAUGGAAGUUGGCUCUUGAUGCAAGACGAUCAUCAAUACAAUAUAAUAUACAUUUUGAAUAUAUUCACCUGUGAGAAGAUCGAUCUGCCUUCCAUGAAGUCUCAACUUAGCAUUGUGGAGACUGAAGAUGAUAUGUUUCUUGUACAAUUACAUGACAACAGAGAUGUUUUAUUCUGGUUCGACGAAAAAACCAAAGAUUAUGUUGUUAUAUGGAUAAUCCAAGCCCGUUUUUUGGUUUAUUCCAGAAAAGGUGAUAAAUAUUGGAAACGAAUUGAGCUUUUCAACUUUAAUUUUGACAUGGUAUACAAAGAUCAUAGACUUUACUUGUAUACUAGCUCUCGUGAUGUCAAAGUCUUGGAUUUUUCUCAAGGUAUCCCGCGACAAGUAUUUGAGACGCAAGUUAACUAUGAUUAUUCGAGAAAGCCAGAGGAUGUUUUCUACUAUGAUGCUCCUCUUCAUGUAUGUAGGAAGAUCAAGACUGAAAAUCUUGUAGUCAGAGUGACUGGUGAAGUUCUGAGGGUUAAGAGCAUAGUUUUGUGCAAUUCCGACGUUUGGUACUUCCGCAUCUACAAGAUGAAUUCAUCAAAUAGCGAGUGGGAGAAACUUGAUUCUUUGGGAGACGAAGAAGCAAUAUUUUUGGAUCUUGGUAUCACCGUUACGCUUGCCAACACUAUCAAAGGAGUCAACGGAAACUCAAUAUAUUUCAGCGGCAAUCAUAAUAACUAUUGUGAUUCUGAUUUGGGUCAUUUUUGGAGUAAAAACGAUAUACUUAUCUUCAAUCUUGGCACUCAAGAAAUUGAAAGACCACACCCAAGUAUCUUUUCGUCAAUUCAAUUAUCUAAUGCUCGAUGGUUUGUCCCAAAUUUCAAACAAAUGUGAUUGGUCUCAACUCUAUUAAUGUGCCUUUUCAAUUCUCUUCCAAGUGAGAGCGUUACAUUUACCAUGUUCACCUGUGAGAAGAUCGAUCUGCCUUCCGGUUUAUCUCUAUAUUCAGCUCUCUCUCUGUUUCGUUUUUCUAGGAGAUUAAAAAUGAGUUUUGGAUUACUCUAUGGGUUGUUGUAGUCUCAACUCUAACAUAUUUAUCUUCCUGCUAUAAUUUUCUCAUAUACAUCAUCUUGGAUUUGGUUUGUACUAUAUAUGCAACGUCUUCGUUGUCAAAUCUUUAGUUUAUGGUUGGUAAAUUUCAAUUGUGAGUUUAUUUAGUUGGUUUAUGUGUUGAAUGUGUUGUGAGUAAACGCCAUCAGCAUUUUGGCGACGAAAUUUAUGUGCUUUGAGAUAAACGAGCUUUCUUAGUUGAGACCUGUGACGAAUGCAUGCUCUGUUUAAGGACAUGGUCUUCAAAAAUAUCUUUUUUUCUCAAGUAUGUUUUGAUGUCCUGAACACAACACCCUCCUGUUGGAACACAAUUUUUCAAACCGAAAACAUUACA